AUCGGGCUGAUGGAUUAAUAACUUCUCUGUAAACAUCUGAAAACAAUAAUUUGUGUUGGGUGAGGAUCACUAUACAUCACCUCACAUCAGGAGUUAGGGAAACUUGUCCUCUGAUCUGGUUUGUGUUUAACUGAAAUACACCAGUGUCUCAAAACUAACAAUGGCUAUAUAUCAUAAAGCUUUUAUAAAAACACCAACAAUCAUCUCUAUUAUUCUGUAUGUGUUAACACUUAACUUGUCAUUCAAAACUGUCACAUGGGCGACAACUACAGCAGGUAUAAAUUUAACGCUGAAGAAAGAAUGUACUACCCAGACAUGUUUCCAAAAUUUUCUUGAUCAGAUAGAAAACAUUACAGUACUCCCAUUGGAUACCGUCACCAGUAUUUUGACUGUGGCCUUCAGCACUUUAGAGAAGAUUCUAGAGCCGUCAUUAUUAUCAAGCCCAACUGAACUAGCCUUCUUUGGAAACCUUGUGUUAAAAACCAGUGAAAAACUCAUCUCUACAUUAGUGAAGCCAACAGACACAAGUUACAGUGUCAAUUUUACUCUCGCUGCUAUAGAGGGUCAAGUCUUCAUGCUUGGACCAAAUGUCACCUUAGAUAAAAUCCCUCAACUCGACAUGACAAAUUCUUCUGUGGAAAUCGAUCUCAUUGGGAUCGCCAAUAACAACAAUGGAAGAUCAGCUGCUGUAGCUUUCAUGAGCUACACAAUGAUGGAGAAUCUACUGAAGCCAGACUUCUUUAACACACCAGAAAACAUGAUUAAAACCAUGAUGUCCACUGUGAUCUCAGCUACUCUUCCCAAAACCACCAACACUAAACUCACCAAACCAGUCAACUUCACCCUCAAACACAUCAGAGAGUUUGAUCCCAGUGGUUCUCUGUCCUGUGUUUACUGGAAUAUCAGCGAGUGGACUGUAGAUGGAUGUUCUGUUUUAAAGACCAACAGCAGCUACACUGUGUGUUCCUGUGAUCAUCUGUCCACAUUCGCUCUCAUCAUGCAAACCAGCCGCCCACCAGAGAGUGACCCACUGCUGGAGCUGUUGAAUUUGGUGUGUGUGAUCGUGGGGCUGGUGUUCUUCAGUUUAGCCCUGUUGACCUUUGCCCUUUGUCAGUGGAGCCCUGGAGUGAAUAAUGUGGCUCGAAUCAACAUCUGCAUCAGUCUUCUGCUGGCUCACCUUCUGUUCCUGCUCACACAGCAGUUCCUGAAUCUCAUACGGCCUCAGCAGGUGUUGUGUGCCGUGAUCGCAGGCCUUCUGCACUUCCUCUUUCUCUCCGGCUUUGUGUGGAUGUUCAUUGAAGCUGUGCUGCUCUUCAUCUGUGUGAAUAACCUAUCACAGAUCAGCUCCAAGAAGAGGGAGGUGCUUAGCAGUGGAUUCCUGUGUGUGAUUGGAUAUGUGGUUGCUCUGGUUGUGGUGUGUGUGUCUGCUUUGGUGGAUCCCAAAGGCUAUGGCAGUGAACUCUGCUGGAUUAAAAUGGAUAAAGGCUUCAUCUGGAGUUUUCAGGGUCCUGUUCUUGUCAUACUAGCGUUAAACAUGAUUAUCUUCAUAAAGAUCUUCACCACUGUGAACUCGGCUCUCAAAAAUCUCAAUGUUGAGGUUUCACAGAUGAAAAAAAACAAGAUUAUGGCAUUUAAAAUUCUGGGUCAGUGUGUGGUUCUUGGUUGCCCCUGGAUUCUGGGUUUCUUCAUUAAUGGCAGUGAGGUGCUGGAGAUCAUCUUCGUGAUCUUGAACUCCCAGCAGGGAACCUUCAUCUUCCUGAUCUACUGUGCCCUCAAUAAUGAGGUCUGGCAGCAGUACAGGAAGCUCUUCAGAUUAAUUUGCUGUGACAAACAACACUGAGGACUACAACAUAAUAUUAAGGAAGGAAUAAAUAUUGUUCAAUUAAAUGUUGGCAAAAAAUUAAUUACUUUUUAAUUUAUCUAGAGAGCAGCCCUUGGGCCACCAUGGCAUCAAAGAAAAAUCAUCAAGAUAAGACAACCCGAGAAAUUUAGAGAGAGUUUACUUCUCACUUCAUUUACUAGAUAAACAUUCACUAGCGAGACUUCUCUCCAUUAAUUCAUUGAACGAUUUGUCUAUUAAUUAUCAUACAUAUCCCCAGGACACUAUGUGUAUUAUUGCUUUUUAAAUAUUAUAUAUAUUUUGUCUUUGCAGACGUUGAAAAGACGUCCACUGAGAAGACAGAAUGUUUUUAUGACGUCUUUUUUAAACGUUUUUUAUGUCUUCUGUAUGUCCGAUAUAGACGUUCCCAGAUCCUCCUUAAAAGGUUCUGUGACUUUAUUUCUGUCAGACAUCUAGAGAAGCUCUUAUUGAGAAUUAACAGAGGUUUAAAUGUUUAUACUUGAUUCAUUUGAACAGCUUUUUCAAAUACACUGUUACAGCAGCAAGAGAAAAGCUAAAACAAGAAGUAACUUGUUUUAAACCAAACACUUUCCACCACAAUGGUGACUUCAAAUGAAUCAAGUAUCAACAUUUAAACCUCUGUUA
Messenger RNA from Carassius auratus (goldfish), 2485 nucleotides. Its product is annotated as putative adhesion G protein-coupled receptor E4P. The record is from RefSeq and is a predicted model, not a curated record. Gene Ontology annotation, molecular function: G protein-coupled receptor activity. Gene Ontology annotation, biological process: cell surface receptor signaling pathway; adenylate cyclase-activating G protein-coupled receptor signaling pathway. NCBI's taxonomy places the organism in Eukaryota, Metazoa, Chordata, Actinopteri, Cypriniformes, Cyprinidae. Bases 161 to 1840 code for a protein of 559 amino acids. Gene Ontology annotation, cellular component: plasma membrane. The transcript is spliced from 16 exons.